This is a messenger RNA of Plasmodium gallinaceum, 1239 nucleotides long. Its product is annotated as conserved Plasmodium protein, unknown function. NCBI's taxonomy places the organism in Eukaryota, Apicomplexa, Aconoidasida, Haemosporida, Plasmodiidae. The transcript has a single exon. The record is from RefSeq and is a predicted model, not a curated record. Bases 1 to 1239 code for a protein of 412 amino acids.
AUGGGUAGAGCACAUAAAGCAAGAGGCAAAGUAGAAUUGCCAAAAAAAUCUUCGCGUUUUUUAAACGUAAUAAUGGUUUUAGCAUUUUUAAGUGCAGUUCCUCAAAUUUUAACAACAUUUAUGUUAUCAUGGAGAGUAGCAGAUCCUAUAAAAUAUACUUUUAUGUUUAGAGGUAGUAGGCAUUAUAUUACUUUUGAUGUUACAUGGUAUGGACUUUACAGAGUACUUUAUGAUAAUAAACAUUCUGAAACAUGGAGUCAAAGAGUAGAUAAUAUGAAAAAUAGAGGAAACUUAGUAAUUCAACAAGGAAGGAAUAGUGAAUCUGCUGGAAGCUUAUCAUUAUGGACUUCUCUUUGUCCAGAGGCAUGUAGAGAAGCCAUUAUGAAACGUAUAGAAUCUUAUGAAAGAGUAGCUUUUAUUUCAUUAGUACUUUUAUGCAGCAUUAUCUUAUCAUGUACUAUUGUACUGCUAUCUAUUGGAUGGAGUAUAUUGUUCUAUAAAAAUAUAUUUAUAUUAAUGGGAUGCUUUAUUUUAUCUUUUAUUAUUAAUGCUGGUGUUGGUGGAUAUUGGUAUUAUGAAACAGAUAUGUCUUGGAAUAUUGUCUCCGGUGUACAACAAUAUCCUUUCCCCAGAUGUUCAUACUGUUUUUACAUUUUUAUGAUUACAACUGUUAUGUAUGCUCUUUGCUUUCUUGGACUAUUAAUUUUAGAUCUAGUGAAUAAAAAUAAAGAAAAAAAAUCUCAUAUGGAUCAAAUAAAUAUGCAUAAUAGGGAUCCGGUUAAUGCUAAAGGAAUGUAUCAACCAUUAUUUGGCAACCCUAGUAAUAUGAUGAUGCAAAGAAGUGCUAGUUUUAGUAAUUUAAUGCCUUUUGAUAAAGGUAUGAAUAAUGAAUACCCUAAUUUUAUGCUAUAUAAUAAAAUGAAUAUGAAUCCAAUGGGCACAUUUUCUAGUUUUAGAAAUAUGCCACCAGGCAUGCCACCAAACAUGCAACCAAAUAUGCCACCAAAUAUGCAACCAAAUAUGCCAUCACAUAUGAAUCCCAAUUUUUUCCCUCAAGUAUCAAGACAAUAUUCAUACUCUGGUUCACCUUCUUUUCAGCAAAAUUUUCAAAAUUUUGAUAAUUUUUCUAUGAGAAAUAUGCCAUCUAUGUCAGAUUUAAAUUUCGCAAGACAGUAUUCUGGAAUGAAUUAUAGUAAUAUGAAUAAUCCUUUUAAUUCACAAAAGCCAUUUAAAUUUUAA